Messenger RNA from Micromonas commoda, 518 nucleotides. RefSeq lists its product with no specific name. Bases 37 to 210 code for a protein of 57 amino acids. NCBI's taxonomy places the organism in Eukaryota, Viridiplantae, Chlorophyta, Mamiellophyceae, Mamiellales, Mamiellaceae. The transcript has a single exon. The record is from RefSeq and is a predicted model, not a curated record.
CGAGCCUCCAGUCGAAGCUCCACGCCGACCGCGAAGAUGCCGUACCGAUCCGAGUCCAUGAUCGUCUUCGCCGCGCGCGAGGCGAAGAAGAUGUGGCCCUUCCUCGCGGGUUUCGCCGUCGUCGGCUUCGGCGUCACGCAGGCCACCUUGGGCAUCACCGAGGCUGAUAAGAAGAAGAGCGCCUUCCUCAACCCCGGCGGUCACCACUAAGCGAUCGAUCGCAGUGGGGGGUUCGGGGCGCCGAACGCUUCCCGGGGGACCGGUCAACGCGAACCGACCGGCGGGGUGGCGUGGACGCCACCGCUCGCGCGCGGACGCGGGCGCGGAGGGUGUUGGGUGCAGCGCAGAUUUAGGGUUUCCUCUCUGGCGCUGAACAGGUGUUGGGCGACGAUCGCGAGGGUGUGGGACCCGGGUCGACGCGUGUUUCACUUUACGCAUUUGUACACAUGUAUCAUCCGGCGGCGGGAGCCGCCAAACCUAGCAUAGCUUUUGCCAAUGAGCGACGCGAGGGCUUCGAC